AAAACAAACGUGCCUUAACUUUCCCAUUUCCUCGCCACCACCACCACCACCCCAAUCUCAGAUUCUUACAUUUUCCCAUUCUUUUGUCUUUAUUACCGAAUUAAAAAAAGGAAAAUUCAAUGAAAAUAAUAAUCCGAAAAAAGCCACCACCAACUUAUUCCAGUCAUGGAAGAAGGAGUUGACCUUCAUAUUUCCCAAAAUCAAAACCCCAAUCAAAUCUCACUACUACAUCACCUCUUUCAAACUCUAUUCAUUCAUUCAAUAAAGGAAAGGUCUCUCCUUUGAAACCCAGACCAUGAAUUAAGAUUUCAUCAUUCAUAAUAAUCUUAAUCAUGUACAUAUUGGGUCCUGGUGGUGGUGGAGAUGAUUCAUCAUCAUCAACAUCAAAUGCAAAGAAACCAUUGUUUCUAACGAUCUAUGCAACACUUGUUAUUGGGUUUCUUCUUUCAUCCUUUUAUGUCUUCUCUACCCUUUACUCUUCUGGUGGUGCUAACACCCCCACCCUUUUCACUUCUACACCACCUUCCGCCACCACCACCAUCGCCACUUCAAUUUCAGAUACGAACGCUACUAGGACGGCGGCUCCGCGGUCCUCCAAUGGUGGUGGACAUACAAACAUAUGGACUAAGCCUAUAUGGGAAGUACCAGAACCAGGUAGCGAGAUGCCACCACACCACACAUUUCAACUCAGCAAAGAACUAGUUGAGAGUAGAGUGAAAGAUAAUGUCAUUGUUGUAACAUUUGGUAACUACGCAUUCGAAGAUUUUGUGCUGAAUUGGGUUAGACACUUGACGGAUCUUGGAGUUACUAAUCUUCUUGUUGGUGCAAUGGAUAUCAAACUGUUGGAGUCAUUGUAUUGGCAAGGUGUGCCAGUGUUUGAUAUGGGUAGUAAUAUGAGUACGAUCGAUGUCGGUUGGGGUACACCGACGUUUCACAAAAUGGGGAGAGAAAAAGUUAUUCUCAUCGAUGCUAUGUUGCCGUUUGGCUAUGAGAUAUUGAUGUGUGACACCGACAUGGUUUGGUUAAAGAAUCCGCUGCCGUACAUGGCUCGUUUUCCCGAGGCAGAUAUCUUAACUUCAACUGAUCAAGUAGUUCCAACAGUUGUUGAUGACAGUUUGGAAGCUUGGCGAGAAGAGAGUGGUGCCUACAAUAUUGGAAUAUUUCAUUGGCGGUCAACAGCGACUACAAUCAAGUUAGCAAGAGAAUGGAAAGACAUGCUUCUAGCUGAUGAUAAGAUAUGGGACCAGAAUGGCUUCAAUGAGCUUGUCCAUAAACAGCUGGGGCCUCCAGUUGAUGAAGAAAGUGGUCUUGUGUUUGCCUACGACGGGAAACUCAAGUUGGGAAUGCUUCCCGCAAGUAUAUUUUGCAGUGGACAUACUUACUUCGUCCAGGCUAUAUAUCAGCAGCUGAGAUUGGAACCGUAUGCCGUGCAUACUACCUUCCAGUAUGCAGGUACUGAAGGAAAGCGUCAUCGUCUGAGGGAAGGCAUGGUUUUCUACGACAAGCCUGAAUACUAUGAUUCACCAGGAGGUUUCUUGUCAUUUAAACCAGCGAUUCCAAAGAGCCUUUUGCUAGGUGGGGAACAUAGUAUUGAGUCGCACUUUGUUCUUGUUAAUUACCAAAUGAAGCAAAUAAGGACGGCUCUUGCUAUUGCUUCAUUGUUGAACCGUACCCUUGUGAUGCCUCCACUUUGGUGCCGUGUGGACAGAAUGUGGUUUCCACAUCCAGGAAUUAUGCCUGGGACAAUGACAAGGCAACCUUUUCUCUGCCCUCUGGAUCAUGUAUUUGAGGUUAAUAUUAUGUUGAAAGACCAAUCAGAGGAAGUUUUUGGCCCGAAAAUCGACAUCAGAGAGUAUUCUUUCUUGGAUAACCCAUUGGUUCCGAAGCAGGUAAAGGAGUCGUGGCUUGAUGUUCAACUCUGUCAAGAAGGAUCUCCAAAUUGUCAUGCAGUUACCAACACAAGUAGACCAGGAACUCUCAGAUUUCCUAAGAAUAGCAACGAAGAAACGUUCAUUAGCGUGUUCUCCUCAUUUAAGGACGUGAAAGUGUUACAGUUCUCUUCAAUGCAAGACGCCUUCACUGGUUUCUCUGACAAGGCAAGGGAAGACAAGUUCAGGAACCGGGUGAAGCGAUACACAAGCAUAUGGUGUUGUGUGGAGAACAAACAACCAGGCCAUAUAUACUAUGACAUGUACUGGGAUGAGAAACCCGCUUGGAAGCCUCUCCCACCAGCAACCCCAGCAGAUGACCAUCCACCUUUCUAAGCGCUACUGACUUUUCCACAACAAGAAUAAUCGGGUAUGUAUGGGAAUGAAAGUGCAAACAGAAACGAAAAGUUAUCAACUUGUAGCUGCAGGUUCACUCCCCUACGAACCAUAUAUACUGUUAACCCAAAAGAGAAGACCAUCACAUGUUUUUAUAUCAUUUAGGCAGAAUAGCGGGUUUGUUAUAUAACAGCAGAAGAGGUCAUGUAGAAAACGUAUUCCAUAUUUUUGUUGUGGAUAGAUUUUAAUGGUUUUCCAGAUUGCAAAAUUUGGUUAAAUAUAAUGGGAUGAUUGCAGUUUUGAUUUCG
Molecule: messenger RNA, 2572 nt
Organism: Papaver somniferum (opium poppy)
Lineage: Eukaryota; Viridiplantae; Streptophyta; Magnoliopsida; Ranunculales; Papaveraceae
Product: arabinosyltransferase XEG113-like
Exons: 12
Coding region: 333-2264 (643 amino acids)
Biological process (GO): cell wall pectin biosynthetic process
Cellular component (GO): Golgi apparatus
Molecular function (GO): arabinosyltransferase activity
Source: RefSeq, a predicted model, not a curated record